AGGCGGCGAUGGGAUUUCUACCUAAACGAAUCCACCAUGCAGCCUGUCUGGCCUUCGCGGUCCUGGCAACCCUUCUGGUUUUACAGAUCUUCACCUACCAUCAAAACGCCACAAAGAGCGAUGAUGAAAAUAUGAUGAAAAACAAGCCAGACAACGCCAAGUUAAAGGCGAAAAUAAAGCCAAGUCCAACAUCCAAAGCCGCACAUAUCGACUUCAUGAAGAACCAGACGUCAGUUCAAUCCAAGAGGAAAGUCAUACUUCAGGAAACCUGCAAACGCCGCGGGUUGGCCUCGGAGAAAGAACCACCCCUUUACACGAAGACACAUACAUUGGUCGUGGACAAUUUUAAAGUCAUUUACUGCUUCGUGCCCAAGGUGGAAAACAGCAACUGGAAGCGGAUCAUGAUGGUACUUAAUGGGGAAAAAGAUACCGUAGAGGGCCUCACUUCGGAGGAGGUUCACGUCAAGGCAAAGACCCGCUUCUUGAACUCCUACACCCCUGAAGAGCAACAGCAUCGACUGAAGAACUACCGCAAGUUCUUCUUUGUCCGCGAGCCACUCGAGCGCAUCAUGUCGGUGUACCGUGACCAAUUUGAAAACACCGGCUACUACCGCGUCAACAAGCCUUUCCACGUCUUCGGGAAGCAGAUGGUGAGGAAGUUCAAGAAGAAGCCUUCCGCGGUAGCGAUCAGGACGGGCGAGAACGCCACCUGGACGGAGUUCGUGGACUACCUGACUCAUCCCUUGGAACGUGCCGAGAUCGAAAACGAGCUGACGUCAUACCCUUGUGAUCACUGGAAAGAGAUGCACAACAUCUGCUCCCCCUGCACAGUCGACUAUGACGUCAUUGGUAAACUAGAAACCAUACAUGAUGACGCAAAAUAUGUUUUAAAGUUGAUAGACGCACCUGGUAAGGUAAAGUAUAUUGCUUCAUCAGCAGGCACUCGCCCUACCAAUAGCUCGGACGACGGAACUUUCCAAAAAUACUUGUCUCAGCUGGACAAGAAGAAACUCACGCAGCUCUGGGAUCUUUACAAACUGGAUUAUGAGCUGUUCGGUUAUCCAAAACCAGCAAUAAUUCCUGACUAGUAAUAACUAAUAAUGACUAGUUAUAACUAGCUACAACGCAAUUUACAAAACAGAAGUCCUGCGGUGUUCUUUUUCCCUAGUCUUAAAAGCACUGGACACUAUUGGUAACUACUCAAAAUAAUUGUUAGCAUAAAAACUUACUUCGA
Molecule: messenger RNA, 1234 nt
Organism: Asterias rubens (European starfish)
Lineage: Eukaryota; Metazoa; Echinodermata; Asteroidea; Forcipulatida; Asteriidae
Product: carbohydrate sulfotransferase 11-like
Exons: 3
Coding region: 9-1088 (359 amino acids)
Biological process (GO): carbohydrate biosynthetic process
Cellular component (GO): membrane
Molecular function (GO): sulfotransferase activity
Source: RefSeq, a predicted model, not a curated record